This is a messenger RNA of Leptopilina boulardi, 362 nucleotides long. RefSeq names its product antimicrobial peptide Alo-2-like. Bases 42 to 224 code for a protein of 60 amino acids. The record is from RefSeq and is a predicted model, not a curated record. Lineage: Eukaryota; Metazoa; Arthropoda; Insecta; Hymenoptera; Figitidae. The transcript has 2 exons.
UCUUCGAACAUAUCAACAAAAAUAUACAAAAAAAAAACAAAAUGAUGAGCUUCAAUUUAUGUGGACUUUUCUUUCUCUUUGCUGUAAUUUUGAUAAUUGCACCAACUUCUUUGGCUCAAUGUAUUAGAAAUAGAGAUGGAUGUCAACCUGAUGGUAGUCAAGGAGUAUGCUGCUCAGGAUUUUGUUACAAAGAAGCAAAUUGGGUUGCAGGAUAUUGCAAAUAGGAUAUAUGACAAUGUUCGAAUUGAAAAAAAUUCAUAAAUCCAAUAAACUUACCAAUUUCUUUGAUUUGUUAUUGUGAUUUCAAUCAUGGUAUAUGAAUUAAAUAAAUGAGUAAAAAUAAAUUUUUCUUAUUCUUCAAA